This is a messenger RNA of Ananas comosus (pineapple), 2543 nucleotides long. Its product is annotated as protein CELLULOSE SYNTHASE INTERACTIVE 1-like. Lineage: Eukaryota; Viridiplantae; Streptophyta; Magnoliopsida; Poales; Bromeliaceae. Bases 559 to 2307 code for a protein of 582 amino acids. The record is from RefSeq and is a predicted model, not a curated record. The transcript has a single exon. Gene Ontology annotation, molecular function: protein binding.
AUUCAUUACUCAUUACUCUCUUACUUUUUUGCUCCUUACUUUUUAGACAUAUAGCUACAGCAGCCUUAAAAAAGGUUUUCCUUUUCUAUCAAGGAUCAAACCAAACCAAAAGUUGAAAUUAUUUCUAAUCUAUUACCUCAUAAUCAGAUUGAUAUACGAAAACUUUUGCGCACCAAACAAUGAUCAAGAUAAAUCGGUGUGCAGAAUUUUCUACUUAACCAAAUUUACUGAAAAUCUGAGCUCUACUGUAGCUAACCAUAGUGCACCCAUCCCAAUGUUCAGCCUUCUAAUCGCCACCAUUUUCUGCAUUCAGUUACCAGACGCACAUUGGCACACCCAAUAAAGCCAGCCCAUUAAUGCAGCGGUUUUACAUUUACUUACAACCUACAACAAACUGAUUCAUGAGCAUAACAACAACAACAACAACAACAACAACAACCCAUUACACAUAUACACCAAACAAAAGACCACCCCAUUUAUCUAUCUACACAUAAAAGACUCUCUCAACCAUACAAAGUUUGUGUAUCUGUUCCAGUAUUCCUUCGUGCAUCACCAAAGAUGAGAGCAGCAGCAGCAGCAGCAGCAGUAGCAGCAGAAGAGGAAGAGGAAGAAGAAGAAGAAGAAACACCCUCAUUUGUCGCAAAAGCAUUGCAUCUGAUCACUUCAGUGAUCUCUUCCUCCUACUCCAUCAGAUCCUUCCCCGCCAAAUGGCGGUCCAUUCGCGAAAAUCUCGAGCGCCUCCACUCCGAUCUCUCCGCCGCCGCAGUCUCCGCCAAUCGGCGGAGUCCGGAGCUCUCCGAGCUGUUGCAGGCCAUUGCGUCCACUGCGGAGGAGACCCACCGCAUCGCCCUCCGCUGCGCCGACGAGUCCUACGGCGGCGGGAGGCUACUGCUGCAGAGCGACCUCGACGCCGCCUCUGCGAAGCUCGGAGCCCACAUCAAACACCUUGCGGAGGCGUACUCACAGGGCGCUCUCGCGCACUGUACUGCCAUUGUUGUGCCCAAGCCCGGCCCCGGCGCGAGCCGAGAGGACGCGAGGUUCUAUACAAGGGAUCUGCUAUCGCGGGCGAGGGUCGGAGAUUUCGAAAUGAAGAUCGAGGCGUUGAAAUCGCUUAAUGGCGUUCUCAGUGAGGACGAUAGGUAUGUGAAGAUCUUGGCGACGGAGGAAGACCACGGCGGUGUCGGGUUCCUGGUGAGCCUUUUGGAAAAUGGCCACGCAGGUGUUCGAGAAAAUGCCUUAGAGGCGAUUUGUAUAGUCUCCGGCUUCGAUUCCUACAGAGGAGAGGUUGUGAUCGCCGGGGCUAUAGCCCCGGUCAUUCAGAUACUUGAGACCGGGAGCGGGCUCGCGAAAGAAGCUGCGGCGCGCGCUCUGAAGAAGCUCACAGAGAACUCCGACAAUGCCUGGUCAGUGUGCGCCCACGGAGGCGUCACAGCGCUUCUUAAAGUCUGCGGCGAUGUUAACAGCGGCUCGGAAUUGGUUUGCUCGGCAUGUAGCGUUCUGAAGAGCCUGAGCGCAGUUGAGGAGAUCAAGCGGUUCAUGUUAGAAGACGGAGCAAUCCCCAUCUUCGUAAAUCUCUUGAAUUCAACCCAGGAGGUGAUUCAGAUACAAGCAAUUGAAUUCCUCGCCGCCAUUUUCUCCUCGGAGCAUUUAGUCGAACGCAGAAUGAGUAAAGAAGAAGUAGUCGAAUUGCUCCUUCGGUUCUUGGACCCAAACUCUCCUCACUCAUCCAAGUCAAGAGAGGUCGCUCUCCGGGCUAUUGAAGCCCUCUCCUUCUCUUCUACAAGCUCGACGAACCGUUUGAUCGCCUCUGGAUUCCUAAACCAGGUCCUCUUCUUCAUAAAGAACGGCGAGAUCUCGAUCCAGCAAUCCGCACUGAAGGCCUCGUGCCGCUUGUGCGGACUCUCCGCUGAGGCCAAGAAGGCCAUGGGCGACGCCGGCUUCAUGCCUGAGCUCGUGCGGAUGAUCGACGUCUCGUCCUCUCACGUUCGCGAAAUGGCGGCCGAGGCGCUCUGCAGCAUUAUCUCAGUGCAGAGAAACCGGCGCAGGUUUAUUCAGGACGAGCAUAACGUGAGCCGGAUUCUGCAGCUGCUAAAACCGGAAGAAGAGAAGUCGGUGACGAAGAAGUUCUUGCUCUCGGUCUUAAUGUACAUAACCGACAGCAAUAGCGGGCGGAGGAAGAUCAUGUCUUCGGAUUAUGUCAAGCACCUGGAGAAGCUCGCUGAGUUCAAUGUGUCAGAUGCGAAGAAGAUCGUUAAGAAGCUCGCGGGCGGUCGAAUUCGGAGCAUGUUCAAUGGAAUUUGGAGUUAAAAUUGAGUGAGUUUUCUAAUCAAUUCUACCCUCUAACACUUUUGUCACUUAAUUCGCCUACCCCAUGCAUGAGUAGACAAGCUUUUGUUGAGAUUCCAUGUCUUUGGAAAUCUUCAGAGGCUGCAGAGGACUAGCAAAGAAAUAUUUCCAACAUUCACUGUGUAAAUUGCUCGUAAUAUGUAAUAAGUUGGUAAAGAAUGUUAAAUAGAAGUGGUUGAGGUUCUUUAUAUUUGUUA